Linum trigynum is the source of this 2271-nucleotide messenger RNA. NCBI's taxonomy places the organism in Eukaryota, Viridiplantae, Streptophyta, Magnoliopsida, Malpighiales, Linaceae. The record is from the annotation of a GenBank genome assembly.
CUGGUGGGUCACCAUCCUCUAUAAUACUAUAGUCUGUACUCACUUUCCUUGUGUUCUCCCCCCCUGCAAAUUUUUGCUCCCAACUGCAAUUUGCCUCCCCUUUGUAGCUAGCUGAAAAAAACUCCAUUACUACUACUGAAAAGAUCUUCACCAGAAAGGAAAGGCCUUUUUCCUUUCUUUCUUCCUUUCUUUCGGCCCACUUUUCCAUGAACAAGUCCCACAGCCAGCAGCAAGUGGCCGCCGCCGCAGCCAGCGCGUACGGCGGGAAAACGGCGAGAGCAUGCGACAGCUGCAUCAGGAGACGCGCCAGGUGGUACUGCGCCGCAGACGACGCCUUCCUCUGCCAGUCAUGCGACGCCUCCGUCCACUCCGCCAACCCGCUCGCCCGCCGACACGAGCGCCUCCGCCUCAAGACCGCCUCCCUCAAGUCCCUCUCUCUCCCCUCUGACGAUGGCGGCGGCGGUGGUGAAAGUAACUCUCUUCUCCAGCAGCCGGCCUGGCACCGUGGCUUCACCCGCAAGGCACGCACCCCACGCGCCAACGGUUCUUCUAAAACGACGUCGUCCCCCUCCGUUUCCAAGUCAAACCAUUUUGAAGAGACGCUGACGAUGAUGCGGGUCCCACUCGUCCCGGAAAUUGGCUGCGACGACCACGACGACGAGGAGGCGGCGGCGGCGGCGGAAGAGGAGCACCAGCUUCUUUAUCGGGUCCCGAUUCUCGACCCGCUCGAACUAUGCAACGCCGACGAGUCCUUCCUCCACCUCCACCACCACCACCACCAGCAUACAGCCGUUUCCGCUUCAUCAAGCGGCGGCGGCGGUGAUAGCAGCAACCAAGAAGAGAGCCUGUUGCAGAUGCAGGGCUUGGUUCUGCCGUCGGACAUGGAGCUGGCGGAGUUCGCCGCCGACGUGGAGAGCCUGCUCGGAAGGGGGCUGGAGGCCGAGUCCUUCGGCAUGGAGGAGCUCGGGAUUCUCGACUGUAGUAAUCAUCAUAAUGAUAAUAAUAAUAAUAACAAAGACGGCGACGACGGUGACGUCAGCAAGCUGGUGAAGAUGGAAACCGGCGAGUUCCUCAGCGGAGGAGGAGGAGGAGGAGUGGAUGAGUACUCCGAUGAGCAGCCCCUGUUCCAGCUCAGCUUCGACUACGGCGGGGACGAGGAGGCCGCCACGUGUCAGGAGGAGGAUGAGAAGAUGGUGAUGAGGCUUACUGCUGGAGUCGAAGAAGAAGAAGGAGACCAUAGUGUUGGUGUUGGUGGUGCCGAUGAAGUUGGGGAUAACAUGGAGAUUGGUAAUAAGAAGAGGAAGAGGAGCAUACUGUUGAGGUUGAAUUACGAAGCUGUGAUGGCCGCAUGGGACACGUCGACUCAAGGCUCCACCUCCCCUUGGACCAACGGCCGGCGGCCCGAGUUCGACGUCAACGAAUGCUGGCCCGACUGUAUGGGAGGUUGCGGGAGGGAGUAUCAGCACCACUUAUUGGGAUACCAAUUGGGAGAAGGGAGGAGUUUGGGUGCGGCGGCGGCGGCGGCGGGGGACGGAGGGAGGGAGGCGAGGGUGUCGAGGUACAGGGAAAAGAGGAGGACGAGAUUGUUCUCGAAGAAAAUAAGGUACGAGGUGCGGAAGCUGAACGCGGAGAAGAGGCCGAGGAUGAAGGGGAGGUUUGUGAAGAGGGCCAGUUUUGCGGCGGCGGCGGCGAGUAGUAGUACUACUUCGGUGCCUAAUUACACUUCUUUGGUACUCAACAAGAAGUGACGACCAUCAUCAAUUUGACGACCUUACUUAUUUGUGAACUUUGUUCUUGUUGAUGUUUGUGGCUAGCUAACUAGUUGGCUGCUGUUUUAAUUUGGCGUUUUGAGCCGAUUGUUGCUGCUAUCUAUAGCAGCAAUGCAGUCAUGCUUGCUUUGUACAGUGGUAGUGAUACGAUGUGAAGUUGAAACUCGUGCUGGUUUUUGGCCUGGGAUUUGGUAUGCCCGAAUCCCUGGUUUCCCCUCCAGUUAAUAAAAUGUACUUUUUGAGCUUCUUGUAUGAAUGAAGCAAGUAAUGUGUCAUAAUUGGCAUCGAUCUACUCGCUCCAGAUAUAUUUUGUAUUAGCAAGAAAAUUUCUUUCCAUGUACCCAAAUUCAGCUGGGGAGACUUGUGCAGUUUUGUUCAUCUUCGCUCUUGCGUUGGAGCUUUCUCUUGGAUGAUGCAACUAACUUUGACAGGCUUGGGGUGUGGAAAAUGAGACAUUACAAGCUCGCUUACUCAAUACUUGAACUAAAUGUGAGAAUAUUGU